AUGCCGGUCACCACAGAAAUGAGUGAGUCAUCGUCAAUUCACUCAGCGAAGCUUGUGUCAUUGGCCCGAUCGCUGUCUGACCUUGGGAUCGAUGCCACCAAUGGAAGCCCCAUCACCCCCCCUGACAGUGACGAGCCCCCUCAUCCGGAGUCUGGCAUUGAACUAGGACCUGGGCUUUAUUUCGCUGAUGGCAAGAGAAAAGUGGACUACGUCCUUUGCUACAAAUACAAAAAAAGGCGGGCAUCCAAGGGACGCCUUUCCAUUGCAUCCAAUGGGAGUAUACCAUUCCCGAUACCUGGCCGGUGGGAGCCGGAGGCAGAGUCUGGGGAGGGAGGUGGACCUGGAGGAGAUACGGAGGAGUCAAGGCUCACUGAGGAGGAAAAGGCUGUUAUGAGGGAGGAGUUUGAAGCGGGUCUAGUGGAAGCUGGACUGCAGUUAGAGCGGGAUAAAGAGAGGGGAAAUGGCAUACGGUUUAUCCGGCUGCACAUCCCAUGGCCGAUACUCAGUCGAGAAGCAGAACUUCAGAAGAUCAAAGUGGCGGUGAAAAAGAAGUGUGAACUGCGGAAACGGAUUGGCAUUGCCGGGUUGUGGGAUUCCAUCAUGAGCAAAGUCAGCACACCGUUUCAACCAGACGUCCCUGACUUAGACAUCCAGAAAGACUCACAAACACGUAUCCAUUUCAAAACCCUCAAACAUGCUUUCAUCAGAGACAAGCUCCACCUGUACGACAUCAAGUCAACAGAAACUGUAUUUGAUAACGCAACACGCAGCAGAAUAGUGGCUGAGAUUAUUGCACGCACUACCUGCAGACAGACUUGCCAAACCACUGGCAUCAACUCAUUAUUGGCUCGCGGUGUCUAUGACUCUUCGUUCCCUCUGCAUGACGGGUCGUUCACAAGGAGAGGAAGGAAAGAUCAGCGAAAUGACAGACAGAUCCUCCAUGAAGAAUGGGCCAACUAUGGAGUCAUGUAUAAAUAUCAGCCUGUGGACCUGAUCAGGAAGUACUUUGGAGAGCAGAUUGGGUUGUAUUUUGCCUGGCUGGGUGUUUAUACUCAGCUCCUCAUCCCUCCCUCUGUACUGGGCAUCAUUGUCUUCCUGUAUGGCAUAUUCACUGUGGAUGCCAAUGUGCCAAGCCAAGAGACAUGUAAUGACAACCUGAACAUCACCAUGUGUCCGCUGUGUGAUGGAGUGUGUGACUACUGGCGUCUGAGUUCGGUGUGCUCACUGGCCCAGGCGUCAUACCUGUUUGACAACGGAGCCACUGUCCUCUUUGCCAUUUUCAUGUCUCUGUGGGCUGCCUGUUUCCUUGAGCACUGGAAGAGGCGACAGAUGUGUCUGAAACAUAUGUGGGACCUGACAAGCUUGGAGGAUGAGGAGGAGCGAGGCCAGGAGGAGAUGAGGCCUGAGUAUGAAGAAGUUCUACAGGAGAAAAAAGCGAAGAUGAAAGCAAACGCUAAGAACAAGUUGAAUCAAGCCGAGGAUGGUGUGGAUGGAGAAACAGACCAGAUGCUGGCCUCACAGCGAGAGCCAGAGUCCCUGGACAUUGAGGAUCACCUGUCAGGUUAUCUCAUCAAUAUGGCCACCUUACUGCUACUGAUCUUUGUAACAUUCUCAGCAGUGGUCGGGGUGGCUGUUUAUCGCAUUUGCAUGUUAAGUGUGUGGUCCAUGAACCCUGACCCUGAAGCCAAGGCCAGCGUGAGGAUGACCGUCACCACCACAGGGAUCAUCCUCAACAUGAUGGUGGUGCUGGUGUUGGAGGAGGUCUAUGGAGCGAUCGCUGUGUGGCUGACUGAACUGGAACUUCCUAAGACAAAAGAAGAGUUUGAGGAGAAGCUGAUCUUUAAGUCUUUCUUCCUCAAGUCCAUGAACGCCUUUGCACCUAUUUUCUAUGUGGCCUUCUUCAAGGGCAGGUUUGUUGGGCGGCCUGGCGAUUAUGUUUAUGUCUUUGGAGACUAUCGCAUGGAAGAGUGUGCUCCACCAGGCUGCCUCAUCGAGUUGUGUAUCCAGCUCAGCAUGAUCAUGCUCGGAAAGCAGCUCAUUCAAAACAACGUGUUUGAGGUUCUCAUACCUAAGCUGAAAAAGAUGUACAGAACACUACAGGAAGAGAAAGGAAAGAAAAGAGCAGCAGAAAACGAGGAGAGUGAAGCAGAGGAGAGGAGAACAAAGCAACAGUUUGACAAAGAUUACGCCCUUGAACCCUUCGAAGGCGUGAGCCCAGAGUACAUGGAAAUGAUAAUCCAAUAUGGCUUUGUUUCACUGUUCGUGGCGUCCUUCCCGCUGGCUCCAGCCUUUGCUCUGCUCAACAAUGUCAUUGAGAUCCGCCUCGAUGCUGCAAAAUUUGUCACAGAGAUCCGACGGCCCGACGCAGUGAGACAUAAAGACAUAGGGAUUUGGUACAACAUUCUUUGUGGAAUCAGCAAGUUCUCUGUCAUUACCAAUGCAUUUGUCAUCUCCUUCACGUCUGAGUUUGUGCCACGAAUGGUUUACCAGUACAUGUACAGCGUGAACGGCACCAUGAGUGGUUACACAGAGCACUCACUGUCCUACUUUAAUGUCAGCAACUUCCCAGCAAGCAGUGCGCCCACCUCAACCCUCAUCACCGGAGUCUCUAUGUGCAGGUACAAGGACUACAGAGACCCUCCGUGGGCCCCUGAUGCCUACACCUUCUCCAAACAGUACUGGUCUGUCCUGGCUGCAAAAUUGGCCUUUGUAAUAUUCUUUCAGAACCUUGCCAUGUUCCUCAGCAUGUUGGUGGCCUGGAUGAUCCCAGACGUACCGCGAUCUCUGCGGGAACAGCUGAAGAAAGAGAACAUGAUGCUGAUGGAGUUUCUGCUCAAUCAUGACCAAGAAGCACGUGCCAAAUCUCCCCCUCCAAAACGCUCCACCCCCUGCUUCCCAGCCAACAUAGACAUUGUGGUGGAGGCACCACAGGAAGAACUGGAGGAGCAGCAAGUGGAGGAGAAGGUGGAGGAGGAGGAGGAAAAGGUUGAGAUCAAUCUGGAUGAACUCAGAAGGAGCAGUGACAGUGAUCCAGAGACUGGGAAGCCAUCUGAGGAAGAUGAAGAAAAUAGACAGGAGGAGCGAGGAAGGGAUGAAGAAGAAGAGGGUGGAGAGGUAAAAUGGGGAGAUGAGGAAAAAGUUACAGAAGUGAAUGAAGAGGAUGGAAAAGGGGAGAAUGAUCCAGAAGAAAAAGAAGAAAACAUAGAAGUCCAACAAAUAAAAGAAGAAGAAAAGGAAACUGAAGAGAAGGCAGUUGAGAAAGAGGAUUGCACUGUUGAUUUAGACGCCUUGAUGAGCGAGCUGGGCAUAUUAGAUGAAGGACCCUCAUCCAGCAAAGCCAGUGAUGCAGAGCUGACCCGCUCUGAGUCUGAACAGAAAUAUCACAAAGACCAGAAGCCUCCUUCACAGCCAUCCUCUCAUAGAGGCUCCUCCCAGAGUCUGAAGAGCUCCAGGGCAGAUAUUACAACACCAGAUAUUGACACUAGGCUCCUCUCACUAAUUGCACCUCCUCCCAGACAGCCAGGCUCAAGGGCAAAAGCCCGCUGCUCCACCCUGCCUUCCCGCCACAGAGGGGCUGAGGCGUGUUACAGCCUGCCUCGGCCUAGCCACUCCACCAGCCUCACCAGGUUCCAGCAGGCAGCCAUGCUUACACCCCUGGUUCCCCUUGGCCCUUCACUAUCAGCCUCAUCCAACCCACCCCCCCCCCACACAAGCCCUGUGUCUCCAUCCCCUCCUCACCCCACUCCGUCUCCAUCAGCCCAGCAGCCCAAAGCCCCCAGUGAACUGUUUGCGCUGAAAGGCCCUCCACCUCAACUGCCGCGCUCCAGGGGCAAAGCCCGGUGCUCCACCCUGCCUCCACGACAGAGAGUCCCUGGUCCCGAGGAGCACUGCACCAAGGCAAGCCACUCGACCAGCUUCACAAAGCUGGGGGACCGCAUCCCACCCUCCCCCAGUGAACUAAAGCGCAACACGCUUGUUUGA
Molecule: messenger RNA, 3981 nt
Organism: Plectropomus leopardus (leopard coralgrouper)
Lineage: Eukaryota; Metazoa; Chordata; Actinopteri; Perciformes; Serranidae
Gene: ano2a
Product: anoctamin 2a
Biological process (GO): chloride transmembrane transport
Cellular component (GO): plasma membrane
Molecular function (GO): intracellularly calcium-gated chloride channel activity; protein dimerization activity
Source: RefSeq, a predicted model, not a curated record